Messenger RNA from Tachysurus fulvidraco (yellow catfish), 1822 nucleotides. It is a transcript of the gene lrrc17, whose product is annotated as leucine rich repeat containing 17. The record is from RefSeq and is a predicted model, not a curated record. The coding region runs from base 281 to 1585 and encodes 434 amino acids. Gene Ontology annotation, molecular function: protein binding. The transcript is spliced from 4 exons. Gene Ontology annotation, cellular component: plasma membrane. Lineage: Eukaryota; Metazoa; Chordata; Actinopteri; Siluriformes; Bagridae.
UGCCUACACAGAGGAGCUGUGCUGUAAUUUAAAACCUGCUGAAGGCUGCGACUGCCCCAAGCCUUUCACUUACACACACAUACACAUUGAGCAGCAGGCUUUGUUCUAGACUCUGGCACAACUCUGUGCUCACAACAGCACACAGCACAGAGAAGUCUACACUUUGGAUUUACUAACUGGAUGAAACAUCGAUUGUAUUUCCCUGUGACCAGGGACUGCAACUGCACUGGUUUACUAGGACAGCAGUGAGGAUUGAGGUGACCAAGGCAUAACUCUCACCAUGCGACUCUUUACUGCUUUGCUGCUGCUGGUCCUGGUGUUUAUAGUGGCUGCGGCAUGGCGGGGAAAGAGACAAAGACAAGAAAAUUCUCCAGACAGAAGAAGGUUGAACACCGUUAAGCACUUAGCAGACCGCUGCAAAGAGUACAUAGAGAAUGGUGAUAAGUUUCUGGACUGCCAGGACUGCCAUUUGACUGCUGUCCAGUUUGGUUGGCCAGAGGAUAUCGACCACCUUUUGCUGGCACACAACAGGAUAAAAGUGCUGAAAGAUAAUACAUUCAGCCAUUUUCGAAACCUACUGAGUCUGGAUUUGCAGCUAAAUGAGAUUUCACUAAUUGAGGAAGGUGCUUUCAGUGGUCUAACCAAGCUCACCACCUUACUGCUACAGCACAACCACCUCCAAGUGGUUUCUGAAGCCAUGUUCAUUCCCUUGCCUCGACUUAGAUUCCUGCGCCUUCAUGACAACCCAUGGACCUGCAACUGUGAGUUGGACAGCCUGGUGCGCUUUCUGCAGGUGCCAAGCAACCGUCACCUUGGUAACUUCGCAAAAUGUGCAGAGCCUACAAGGUUUUGGGGGCAGCACCUGAAGACUCUGGAUCCUAAGUUGCUGUGCUUGCCAUACUUGCAGGCACAGGUUCGGUUACCUAGACCGCAUUCAGAUACAACAUUGCUGUGUCACACUCAAGAUUCUCCGAAACCGCUGCUUGACUGCAGGAGCAGAGGGCUGAAGGCUGUGCCACGUGAUAUUCCAGAAAACACUGCAAAAAUCGACCUUGCUUUUAACAACAUAACAGAGCUGAAGCCUGAAGUGUUUACAACCAUCAAAGACUUAAAGCUGUUGAACCUGAGCAGCAACAGUCUGGAACACAUUGAAGCAGCUGCAUUUGCUGGCCUUUUGCACCUACGAGAGCUGGACCUCUCCAACAACAGCCUGCACUACUUUAAUUAUGGUGUCCUGGAAGACCUUUACUACCUCAGGACACUGUAUCUAGGUGGCAACCCCUGGAUUUGUGAUUAUAACAUCCACUACCUAAUCUACUGGCUGAAGCACCAUCCAGCAGUAGAAUACAAAGGCCUGAUGUGCAGCGAACCAGAGGAAUACCAAGGUUGGUCUGUUGAAAGCUAUGUCAAGACCUACAACGCUGAGUGUCCUAAAGACAAGCAGGUUGACUUACACAGAGAAACUGGUCCCACAGUCAGCACAUCACAAGAGCUAUUUGUAGAGAUGGAGGAGGAUCCAGGACUGCUGCCCAGCCCACUCCGAAAAAAGGAACCCAAUAAGUUUGAGAUUUUUCGUCUGAGUUAAAAAGACCAGAGUAAUUAUGGCUCUUUCCUGAUAAACUGCCAUGUUUUCCAAUAGAACAGUUCUGAGUCAGUCUGCACUUUAUCGGGAAAAAAGACUCUUAGAUCUUCUUUAUUUCAGUUAUAGAAAAAUAAUGCCUUUUUGCAUUUUUUUCAAAUUUGUAAAAAAAAAAAACAACUCAAUGUAUUUUUUCUACUAUUGGAUUUCUGAUUAAUUAAUAAAAUAAGACAGUUUUAUUGA